This is a messenger RNA of Tricharina praecox, 1059 nucleotides long. RefSeq lists its product as uncharacterized. The transcript has 2 exons. The coding region runs from base 170 to 1003 and encodes 277 amino acids. NCBI's taxonomy places the organism in Eukaryota, Fungi, Ascomycota, Pezizomycetes, Pezizales, Pyronemataceae. The record is from RefSeq and is a predicted model, not a curated record.
GGACACCUCCCGCAUCCGGCGAUACCCCAGCCAUUCUCGAAUCUCGAUGGUUAUAAGUUACAUACAUGCAAGUUACAACCUCCCUGCAACCUCCCUGCAAAGUCGAGAGGAUGUGCGUGGGACCGGGGUAUCUAUCAGCACUGAGAUGUGAGCACAGAGAGGUGGGCUGAUGUGGCCCAUCGAGGAUCUGCCUCUGCCGGGCUGCCAGACUGCCACUCGACGGUCGAAGUGGAGUGGAGUACGUGCUCCCCCUCCUCCCAGUGCCCCCCAUCCCCACAGCACAACAGCAGCACAACAGCACAACAGGACGGAAAAAGAGCUUGGCUGCAGCAACUUGCAGGACUCCGUUAUUUUUGUUAUUACACAUUAUUCAGCAUUCCCCCGCACGAGACGAGGGUGUGCGACGUGCUUAAAAGCCUUCUUGUCCCGCUCCUGCUCCUGCUCCCCCCUCAACCGUCUCACCGCCGCCUCUCCACCCUCACCCUCACCCUCAACCGAAAAACAGAAAAGCGAUGAUCCCCAUCCUCCGCCUGGCCCCGCGCCUGAUGACAUCGAACCCAGCCAUGCGGCAGCAGCUCCGCCGCGAAGGCCACUGCAUCCCGCACGCGGAGCGGAUGGUCAAGUCGGGGGCGCCGGGGAUCGGAUGGAUCGGCGUGGUUGCUGCUGCUGGCGGGCUGACGGGCGGGUUUUGCGCUGCUUUGGCCUGGGCGGAUCCGGGACGGUAAAUGCUUUGCGAACUGGGGAUCAGGGAGGGGGAGGGGGGAGGGGGAUUGUGGGGGGAGGGCGUUCUUGCUUUUGCUUUUGCUUUUUGCUUGUUGUUUUGUUUUUGCUGGCGGGGAUGGGCGGGGAUGGGAUGGAGAUGGGGAUGGAGAUGUCCAUUGGAAAUUACUCGACAGACUUGCAGUUCUUCCGACUUCGUUGCUUCUGUGCUUCUGCCGUCGAUGUAGAUGGUGGGGAAUACUAUACCUACCUAGGGAUACUAGGAAUGCAUCCGUUUAUCUGAAUACAUACACGCAAUACACGCAAUACACGCGAUUGGAACUUGAACUCGCACUCGAC